AUGAAUUCAAGGAGGUUUAAAUCUCAUAAAUCAAGAACCAAAGCGAAAAAACCCAAGUUCUUGAGCCUCCGCCUUCAGCUUUCGCCGGAUGUAACUAAAACACCUGAAAAAUCCACUGAAAUUCCAACCUCUUCAUCCGACGCCGCCGCCUACGGUGGUAACUGUCACCAGCUGGACUUAUUCCCACCACAUCCAGAAAACUUGGUGGAAGAAAAGUAUACAUAUACCCAUGAUCAAGACAACGUUGCGUACUUCUUCUCUGCCGGGGACGGCGGAGCCACUACUACUCUCAACGGCCUCCUCGACGCCUCCAACGUCACCACCUCUUCCUCCAAUGACAACAGUAUGAGCAUCACCAGUUUGUCGCCAUCAGCUUCGCUAACCUACGCCUACGGAGGACAGAACAGCGAGCUUGCACGGACGGCGUUGAGGAACAGGGAGAGAGAGCCCAGUGAAGAAAAGUGGGUGUAUUACUCGGAGGUGGUCGAGAGGAAGGUGAAGGAGGAGGAGGUUACUAGCGGCGCCGCCGAUCUACGGUGGAAAGAUCCGGCCGACAAGACACGAAGGUUGUCUUUGAAGCUGGAUUAUCAGGAUAUUUUGAAUGCUUGGUCCGAUAAAGGCCCUCUUUACAUUCAUGCAGAUACUCCACAAACUGUCCCUGAUAUUAACGAUGAGUUUUUUGCCCAUGGGUGGAGUUGGGGAGGAUCAUGGACAGUACCAGUAUUGGCUGCUGGGACUGGAGUGAAGAAAGAAGAGGAAAUGAAGUUAGGAAAAAGAGAAGCUAGUGUCUUGAGGUACAAGGAGAAGAGGCGGAAUCGACUCUUCGCCAAGAAAAUACGUUAUCAAGUCAGAAAACUUAAUGCUGAAAAGCGUCCUCGUGUUAAGGGUCGAUUCGUCAAAAGAGAUUAG
Messenger RNA from Fraxinus pennsylvanica, 909 nucleotides. The record is from the annotation of a GenBank genome assembly. NCBI's taxonomy places the organism in Eukaryota, Viridiplantae, Streptophyta, Magnoliopsida, Lamiales, Oleaceae.